AGUUGAUGCGUGCGCAAUUUUUGGUGCUCGCGUGCGUGCGUGCCUGUCUGCCUGAAAUGAUUUGGGCAGCGUGAAUAACGAAUGCAUGCGCAUUCACAUCUGGUUUGUAGAGCCCCUACUGGACCAGCGUACACCUGCUGCUUCUCCUCAAGCAUCACCUCUUCGGCCUCGACAUCCCAACCUUGCCAGUCAUACGGGCCCGACCAGCAGUGCUGCGAUCUACCAGCAUAGCGCAGAGAAGAACACCUCAGCUCAGCUCUCCUUGAUUCCCCUACAGUGACGGGUGCCGAGAGCGCUCUCGCUUCCCUGAACUCUUGCUUCCACCAUGAAUGCGAGCUCUGGCAUAACGGCAAAAGGUAGCUGAGUGUUGCCAGCGGAUUCUACAUUAUGACUUGGAAUUCUGCUUUUCCAAGCAGCCCCUUGAGCCGCUCGGCCCUUCGGGGCGAUACUGGGCUCACCAAUGGCCACGCAACAUUGAGAGCUAGCACACCACCCCAAUGCUAUCUCGACGAUGCGUCGGAAGCUUCGACUUCAUAUAGGAGGUCGUACCGGAGAGUAGUCUCCCAGCCUGAAGGUCAGCAACUGCAGGCUGCGAAAGGGUCGCAGUUGGGCGGACAGGAGCUGGACAUGGCUCGACGAAGAGCACUCAAAUCAAGCUCCACGAGUGCAAUGUUGGGAUUGCCACCAUCUUCGAGUUCACCGCCAUGGAGCAGGGCAACUCCUGGCUCGCCAGGUAGUCCAGUCUCCCCAAGAGCAGGGCUUGGCUCUCCACGCCGCCGCGUUUCUGCCCCAGGCGGUCCAAGUCCUACCGCAACGCUUAGCAGCAGCUUGGUGGGCAGCUAUGAAGAGUCUCUGCUGAGCGGCCGCAUGUCCACCAACCCCUCCCGACCUCUGCCGUUCGAUGCUGAGCUCGGGGUGCUUGGCCUGGGCAAGCUAGGCUCGGCGCCCAGGUGUCCACCCCACCUACAGCUCCGUUUCGAUGCACACUUUUAUGCGCUGGAUGGCACUUCAGCAAGGGAAGGCACAGUUGCCCCUGGUACACCAUACGUUGGCACCGUCGACCUGGAGCGUCACUAUAUGGACAGCCUCUAUCGCGCGCCACGCGCAGAGUCUGCUGAGGAUGGCCCGGGGAGCUCGAGAGCAACCCAAAGCUCUGGCCUGCCAGAACGCUCGUCUCACCCAUAUAGGGAGGGGACAGCUCAGCUCAAGCGUACCCAUGUCGAGAGAGACGUUUUCGGCGGCACGGGUGCUAAGCCGGCUCUGUUUCCUGGGUAUCGAGUCCCACCGAAAGGGCAGAUUCAGCUCGUCAUCAAGAAUCCAAACCUGACUGCCGUCAAAUUGUUCUUGGUGCCUUACGACUUGACAGAAAUGCCGCCAGGGACCAAGACUUUCGUCAGACAAAAGAGCCACGUCGCCACAGCGGGUGCCACAGAUGCUAACGCAAAGACAACUACUGCUUCGCCAAAGAUUCCGCCCAGGUCGCCCGCAGACCUGCGUAAUUCGCACCGUGACACGCUCCGCUAUGCAAUCCACUUGCAAUUCUGUUGCCCCCCUACGCCACAACCUCGAGCUCGCCGCUCCGAUUUAGACAGUCACCCACAACAUUCACAGCGGACAUCCAGGCAUUCCACUGGCGCAGUGGGCAACCUGCCUGCAGGGCGUCAUCCAGCCGCAGCUGAACCUUUGCAGACUGCUUCGCGGAAGAUCUACUUGCACAAAACGAUUCGGGUCGUCUUUGCUGCAAGUCAACCGGACAAUUCGGAAAAGCUCACCACCGUAACCGAGACACCUGGCGGCAGUGCGGCCACUGCGAUGUGGGCGACAUAUACCGGUCCGGGUCAGGAGUGGAUCCAAGCAAAGAGACGUGCUCGAGAGACCUUGCAGCGCGAACGCGACCUGUCCCGUGAGCGCAUCGAAGGCUCGCAUCCAGCUGUUCUCGAAGCGGAAGCUGUGUUGGCAGGGGAGGCUGCUGCGAGCAUGCGUCGUCAACCGUCUCACGAGCCGCUCGACAUCCCUAGGCGGCAGUCGCUCUCCACGACCUAUGACACGCACAGUAGCGGCUCAGGCCGCUCGAUCGAUUCUACGCAGGCCGGUCCCGUCUGCUUCCAGGCUGCAGAGAUGGACGAUGGCGCUCGACACCGCUCACGCCGGCGGGGUGGCAGCACGAUGUAUCCUCCGACAUUGGACGCCGGGCGCCACACGCAGCCUGAGCACGAUGAGGGUGCCUCGAUCACCGCGCAGUCAGGCGCGUCUCGGGCAUCGCUAGCACCAAAGGUCAUGUCGCCGCCCUCUAAUCCGCCUCACCACCGCCACGUUGCUCAAGGCCCUUUCUCGGAGAGCAGCGACAAGCUCGGUCAAGCUCACGCAGAAUCGACGCAAUGGGCCUUGACCCACCGGGCCAUGUCUCCGCCGCCCGAGGAGGUGCCCGAUGAUCGUGCACUGCUUAAUGCUUGGGCCGAGAAUCUGCGGCGGACGCCAGCUUACCAGCCUUUGCAGAGACCGACGUCGCCGUCCUCUUCCAAGACCACACCCAGAGCCACAUCAUCCGGCCCUUCGUCACCUCCCGCGCUUCGGCCACUGUCACCCACCGCGAUAGGGUUAGCUUCUCCUACAAAGGCACGUGGCAAGGGAGCGUCUAGAUCCCCUCUGAUCGCACAGCGCACAGGAUCUCCGGUUCCAGGCUUCAGCCUGGCGGCUACUGCGACCCAUGGGCUAGAUCGAGGCUUUGAUGGCAUGUCUAGUCUGACCGCGUCACUCGAAGACCUCAGCAUGUUUUCCGCCGAAACUUGCCCAAACGACGAGAUCGCUGCUGCCAAGGUAGACGCCAGCGAUGCCUACACUCCCGCAGGUCCAGAUCGCGAUGCUGCGUCUGCACCGGGCCGACCCGUUCUUGGCCGUCGAAUCUCGUCCACGAGGUCCGUCGGGCUAGAAAGCGGCCGGUCUAGUCCCAUAAGCUCGGUCUUCCUUGGCGCACAAGCCGAGCGGCUCUCCAGAAGCAGGAGCGGAAGCGUCGAUCCGCCUCCUGAUCAAGAAGUCGUCCAGACGGAAGCUGUUGCUGUGUUCAGCCGUCCAGUGUACGCGGGAGCCCUUGCUCCGUACAUGGCCAAGAGGUCCAGAGCUGGGUCGCUGCUGGCUUUGGGACCUUCGAGCAGUCUCGGCCCCGAAGCAGGUCCGGAAGAAGGCACGGACCACUGCUGGGAAGCGAGCAAGUGUAACGAAGCGACGCCCGCGAUGCCCCGACAAGGCAGAUAGUGCGCUCCGUUCCUCGACUUCAAGUCUUGCUUUCGUUCGCUUCAACACUUUCUAAUCAUAUCACUCGCUAUUAGCACAGGCUUCUUGCCCUCAUCAUCAACAUCAUCGUGCACUACUUGUCAAUCUCAUAUUAUCCCCAUAGCACGCCCAAAGCGCUCCUGAUGCUCACUACCGCCGUGAGAGCUGCACACGCCGUUGUGCACGUACCUGAUGCAGUUCAGCGAUUCACGAAUGUAGGCAACUCCUGUGCAGCCGAUCUCAACUGUGCCAAACCU
This is a messenger RNA of Ceraceosorus guamensis, 3527 nucleotides long. RefSeq lists its product as hypothetical. Bases 388 to 3252 code for a protein of 954 amino acids. The transcript has 2 exons. The record is from RefSeq and is a predicted model, not a curated record. NCBI's taxonomy places the organism in Eukaryota, Fungi, Basidiomycota, Exobasidiomycetes, Ceraceosorales, Ceraceosoraceae.